Molecule: messenger RNA, 2200 nt
Organism: Alnus glutinosa
Lineage: Eukaryota; Viridiplantae; Streptophyta; Magnoliopsida; Fagales; Betulaceae
Product: 3-hydroxy-3-methylglutaryl-coenzyme A reductase 1
Exons: 2
Coding region: 167-1876 (569 amino acids)
Biological process (GO): coenzyme A metabolic process; isoprenoid biosynthetic process; sterol biosynthetic process
Cellular component (GO): endoplasmic reticulum membrane; peroxisomal membrane
Molecular function (GO): hydroxymethylglutaryl-CoA reductase (NADPH) activity; protein binding
Source: RefSeq, a predicted model, not a curated record
AAAUAGCCCUAAACUCUCGCUGCUCCGAUCAAACGAAAAACCAAAGCCAAACAAAGUCACAGUGUUACCUCUCCCCAUCCGUCGGAUUGGCCUAGCUAAGGCAUUUCCAGUGCCAAUCACAGCCAUCCAGCGCACGUGUACGAAGCUUAAUUCCGUUCAUUUCACGAUGGACGUGCGCCAGAGAUCGACGAACAAACCCACCGCGCCGAUGAAAAUUCGAGUGGUCGUGGAUGAUGAGAAGGAGCCCAGAGCCUCGGACGCUCUGCCUCUGCCUCUGUACUUGACCAAUGCGGUGUUCUUCACCAUCUUCUUCUCGGUGGUCUACUUCUUGCUGACGAGGUGGCGCGAGAAGAUCCGCAACUCGACUCCUCUUCGCAUCGUCGACCUGUCCGAGAUCGUGGCGUUGGUAGCCUUGGUCGCCUCCUUCAUAUACCUCCUCGGCUUCUUCGGCAUCGAUUUCGUACAGUCUAUUUUUCGGCCGUCCGCCGUCGACGUCUGGGCCGCCGAAUACGACAAAAACCAUGCCGACGACGUGAUUCUCAAGGAGGAAGCUCGGAAGGACCCUUGCGGCGUCGAUUGCGCACCGCCUCCACCCCAGGUCGUGGAGACUCUGGUGAGCGAAGAGGACGAGGAGAUCAUAAAGUCGGUGGUGGCGGGGAAGACGCCGUCGUACAGUCUGGAGACGACGCUGGGCGAUUGCAAGAGGGCGGCUUCGAUCCGGCGAGAGGCGGUGCAGAGGAUGACCGGGAAGUCACUGGUUGGGUUGGCGCUUGAGGGCUUCGACUACCAGGCCAUACUGGGUCAGUGCUGCGAGAUGCCGGUCGGCUACGUUCAGAUUCCGGUGGGAAUUGCCGGGCCGCUCUUGCUGGACGGCAGGGAGUACUCGGUGCCGAUGGCCACCACGGAGGGUUGCUUGGUGGCGAGCACCAACAGGGGCUGCAAGGCCAUCCACCUGUCCGGCGGCGCAAACAGCGUGCUGUUGAAAGAUGGGAUGACCAGAGCUCCGGUUGUCAGGUUCGCCACCGCCCAAAGGGCUGCUAAGUUGAAAUUCUUCUUGGAGAGCCCACAAAACUUCGAAACCUUGUCCAUGGUUUUCAACCGGUCAAGUAGAUUCGCGAGGCUCCAGACAAUCAAGUGCGCGAUUGCCGGGAAGAACCUUUACAUCAGAUUCUGUUGCAGCACGGGGGAUGCUAUGGGGAUGAACAUGAUCUCCAAAGGUGUCCAGAACGUCUUGGAUUUCCUCCAGAAAGAUUUCCAGGACAUGGAUGUAAUUGGCAUCUCCGGUAACUUCUGUUCCGACAAGAAGCCUGCUGCGGUGAACUGGAUUGAGGGGCGUGGCAAGUCCGUGGUUUGUGAGGCUAUCAUAAGCGGUGACGUGGUGAGGAAAGUCCUCAAAACCAACGUGGAAGCCUUGGCGGAGCUCAACAUGCUCAAAAACCUUGCUGGUUCCGCAGUGGCCGGAGCUCUCGGCGGCUUCAAUGCCCAGGCCAGUAACAUCGUCUCUGCUAUUUACAUAGCCACCGGCCAAGACCCUGCUCAGAAUGUUGAGAGUUCUCACUGUAUCACGAUGAUGGAAGCUGUCAACGAUGGAAAGGAUCUCCACGUCUCUGUCACCAUGCCUUCUAUCGAGGUUGGUACAGUUGGAGGAGGUACCCAGCUUGCUUCUCAGGCGGCAUGCUUGAACUUGCUUGGGGUGAAGGGUGCAAACAGAGAGGAAGCAGGAUCAAACGCGAGGCUGCUGGCCACCAUUGUAGCUGGAUCUGUUCUUGCCGGCGAGCUCUCCCUUAUGUCUGCUCUGGCAGCCGGGCACCUUGUUCGGAGCCACAUGAAGUACAAUAGGUCGACCAAAGAUCUUGUUUCCAAGGUUUCCUCUUAAGGAAACACAAAUCAUGAUGUAAACAUGCAUGCAAAAUCAGCUCUGAUACAAAUCAACUGUCAAGUAGGCAUGAACGUCAUAAAAAUACAUAUAUAGCAGAACCCUGCAAAAGAAAUUCCGUUUGUUUGUAUUCUUUUUUCGUUUACUUAAUUAUCGAAUUUCAAGUCAUGUAACAAGUACCUGCAAGUUGUGUACUGUGACUGAAAGGUUUCCAGUAUAUCAUUUUAUUCUUUCAAGAUCAUACUCGUUCUGUACGUACGUUUUUACUUUUUAGUCUCUUGUGCUAUAAUAUAUUCGUAAAUAAAACAUAAUAUUUAGUGGGAA